Cucurbitaria berberidis CBS 394.84 is the source of this 243-nucleotide messenger RNA. RefSeq lists its product as uncharacterized. NCBI's taxonomy places the organism in Eukaryota, Fungi, Ascomycota, Dothideomycetes, Pleosporales, Cucurbitariaceae. The record is from RefSeq and is a predicted model, not a curated record. The transcript is spliced from 2 exons. The coding region runs from base 1 to 243 and encodes 80 amino acids.
AUGGCCGGCAUUCCCCCAUCUCCGCUCUUCUUCAGGCAACCGAUACGCUACCUCAGAUGGGCGUCUAUAAACAAGCCCGCAUACUUCUACUCAAUUAUCGUCGGUGUCACGGGUCCUAUAAUGCUGGUAACGGUGCCGCCGAUCCGGAGAUACUUGGGCGAGGAGCAGAUUGCGAAGAUCCCCAUGACCUAUCCUGUACCAAAGGGACCACGACCGAGGCCGACGGGAUUUGAUGACGAGUAG